UGUAUCUCUCUUUGUGUUGCAUGUCGCGCUCCAGCGACCUCUUUAAAAAAAAAUUGUACUAGUGGUUAUAAGUCUCAUAUUAAAAUUUUAAUUUGAGCGGGAAGUAUAACAGGCUUAACAUUUUCCAGUUGAAAACGACGUAAAAAAAAAAAAUUGUUUUGUUUUUAGUCAGUUUUUGGAAACUGGAUUUCGGGCACUAUGUGAAGUGCCUCAGUAUCUUUUGCGAAAUCAUAAUUGUGUGCUGUGAACAAUAACUGAGCUAUGAACGUCAAUCUCGUACAAGCUUGAGUGGCAGAAGCGUUAUCUUCAGAAAUCCUCCCUUUGUGUUCCACGGAAGAAAGGAGGGGCAAACAUUUCGCCUCGUUUCGGACCGGGCACAGACCGACUGCUAGCUUUGCUUGAAACGGCAGCUUUGAAUUUAGACGCUCAAGUCCUAUUAAGCAUCCGGUCGCAAGGGAUAUGAAGCUGGUUGCAGGGUUAGUCGUGCUGUGGCUGUGGGUUGCGGAGGCCAUUGAAAAUUGCCCCGAUGCUUGUAAAUGCAGCCAGAAAUCCAGCAUGGAAAAGACUGCAGUCAAUUGUCAGAAGAAGGGACUUGAGAGCAUCCCACCCAAACUCCCUCUGGACACUUGGAUCCUUAAAAUGGGUGAAAAUUUAUUGCAGAACCUCCCAGCCAACAUCCUGAGCUCCGUUCCUAAAAUUGAGAGCGUAAACUUAGAGCGAAACUCAAUCAAAUCAAUACACCCUCAAGCAUUUGCUGGUGCCCAGCGACUGAUGCUUCUGAAUCUGCAAGGAAACCGAAUGUCCAAGCUCCCAGUGAAGGGCUUCAAAGAUCUCCUAAACCUACGCUUUCUCAUGCUGGGCCAGAAUCAGAUAGCUAGUCUGAAACCCAACAUGUUCAUUGGCAUGAGGAACCUCUCAGAGCUGGAUCUGCCCCUGAACGCCCUCACUGUUCUCCCACCAAAUACAUUCAAGCCUCUGAUUGCCCUCAAAGUCCUGGAUCUAUCCUUAAACCAUAUCCAAAGCAUCUCACCCAAAACCUUUGUUGGACUUGACGAGCUGCUUUUUCUCAAUUUGGACAACAACAAGCUGAAGAAUAUCCAAGCGGGAACCUUUGCGCCACUGAUUGGUCUUGAGAUGCUGGUGCUAGACAACAAUUUUCUCUCCACACUUACCGCGGCCACACUAGAAGGUCUUUCCAACCUGCAGGAGCUCUAUGUGAGAAAAAACGAAAUUGAGAGUCUGCCAGCUGACGUGUUCCGUCACACACCUAAACUCACUCACGUUGGCUUAAGUGGGAAUCGGCUUCAUUCCAUUGACGGAAACAUGCUAGCCAACAUGCAAGGUUUAAAGGAGGUGUUUCUGCACGACAACCCAUGGAAAUGUGACUGUAGCAUAAACUCGCUGGUACACUACCUUGCCCAGACGAGGGCUAAUCACUCUCCUCUACAAAGACUUCGCUGCACCAGCCCAGAAGAGUUUCGUGAUAGACCCAUCCACCAGCUGAAAUCUGAUGAACUUCCCUGCAGGGCCUAGAAAAUCCUCAUGGCUGAUAUCAUAUCACGAACGACCUCCAAAAGUUGGGAGCGCAGUGAAAUAACAGCGUGAUAUUUUCUGCAUUUGAAUGGCGAUGCUUCACAGAACUCCAGCCACAAUGACUUUGACAGGUUAAUGAUAGAGCUACUGUUCUGCAGAUAGUCAUAAUUUUCACCCACACCAGUCGACUAUUUUCAGGCCACCUGGAGUAUUCUACAAUACUAAGAAGGAUGUGCCUUUGUUUUUUUACUUAUACAAAUUAAAUGCCUAUUUUGUUAUGUAUUAAUAAUAAUAUCAAUAUGUUUUCACGUUUAACUUAAUAUAUAUUCUAUAUAUUAUUUAUCCAAAGUGUUUUUUUUAUGGUCCCUCGGCAUCUACAUACGAAAAUAAUGUUAGUAGCUGCGUAAAUAAAAAAAUCAUACAACA
Molecule: messenger RNA, 1959 nt
Organism: Puntigrus tetrazona (Sumatra barb)
Lineage: Eukaryota; Metazoa; Chordata; Actinopteri; Cypriniformes; Cyprinidae
Product: leucine-rich repeat transmembrane neuronal protein 2
Exons: 6
Coding region: 460-1533 (357 amino acids)
Cellular component (GO): extracellular matrix
Molecular function (GO): protein binding
Source: RefSeq, a predicted model, not a curated record